AGGUCUCGCACCGCAACCAUGGCGGAUGUCAUGGAGUUGCCCAGGUCGCGUGUCAACGCCAGCAUGCUAGCUCAGUUCAUCGACCGGCCGGUCUGCUUCGUAGGGAGGCUGGAAAAGAUUCAUCCCACUGGAAAAAUGUUUAUUCUUUCAGAUGGAGAAGGCAAAAAUGGAACCAUUGAGUUGAUGGAGCCCCUUGAUGAAGAAAUCUCUGGAAUCGUGGAAGUAGUUGGAAGAGUAACGGCCAAGGCAACCAUUAUGUGUGCAUCAUAUGUCCAGUUUAAAGAAGAUAACCAUCCUUUUGAUCUUGGACUAUACAAUGAAGCUGUGAAAAUUACCCAUGAGUUCCCUCAGUUUUUUCCUUUGGGGGUUGUACAAUAUGAUUGAUCUUGAUGAACACAUUGAAGACUGUCAUAGGAAGCCCCUGAUAUUUGAGGGGGAGACUUCUGUGAUUUUUCAUAUUUAAUUUGUUCUCCUUUUAAUUUCAUUUACCUAACCUUAUUAGAUACUGCAAUAUCCCACUUUUGAUGGAACCUGUCUGUAUACUGAAAGUUAAGUGCUUAUAAAGAACACUUCUGUAUAUGGUCAGAUCAGAAGCAAGAACAAAGCAGUUGCCUUGAGUUAUUUUUCUGUUUUAUUAAUAAAGGCUGAAAUGGGAAAAAAAAAAGAAA
This is a messenger RNA of Neomonachus schauinslandi (Hawaiian monk seal), 668 nucleotides long. Its product is annotated as replication protein A 14 kDa subunit-like. Gene Ontology annotation, biological process: nucleotide-excision repair; base-excision repair; double-strand break repair via homologous recombination. The coding region runs from base 19 to 384 and encodes 121 amino acids. Gene Ontology annotation, cellular component: nucleus; site of double-strand break; DNA replication factor A complex. The transcript has a single exon. Gene Ontology annotation, molecular function: damaged DNA binding; single-stranded DNA binding. Lineage: Eukaryota; Metazoa; Chordata; Mammalia; Carnivora; Phocidae. The record is from RefSeq and is a predicted model, not a curated record.